Messenger RNA from Rhizopus microsporus ATCC 52813, 2429 nucleotides. RefSeq lists its product as uncharacterized. The transcript is spliced from 4 exons. Gene Ontology annotation, cellular component: nucleus. Gene Ontology annotation, biological process: regulation of DNA-templated transcription. The record is from RefSeq and is a predicted model, not a curated record. The coding region runs from base 99 to 2429 and encodes 776 amino acids. Gene Ontology annotation, molecular function: DNA-binding transcription factor activity, RNA polymerase II-specific; zinc ion binding. Lineage: Eukaryota; Fungi; Mucoromycota; Mucoromycetes; Mucorales; Rhizopodaceae.
CAUCAAGUCUAUUUCAUCUUUAUUCUUUUUCAUUAUUUUCCCACAACUUCAGUCUUUACGCUCUCUUCUGAAGAUUAAAUUAAUUAAAAACCCGAGUUAUGCCACCCAAAGAGAAUAGCAAUAAUAAUAAAGAAAACACAAAAGAACAAGGCAAACGAAAAAAGAUUGUCAAGGCAUGUAAAGAUUGCCGAAGAAGAAAGGUCAAAUGUGACGGUGAAAUGCCCUGCAGUACUUGUAAGAGGUCAUCCAUACAGUGUGUGUUCGAAUCAAGCACACCUAAAAGAGGAGCCAACAAACAUUAUAUUGAAUCGUUAGAGAAUAGAAUACAUGUAAUGGAAAGAGCACUUCAUUCACUAGGAGGAAUGCAGCUAAUUGAAGAAGCAGUCAGAAGGCAACAGAUGAUAGAAGAACAGCAGCAGCAACAGCAUCAAGGAUUCAAAAUAAAUGAUAAUAAUAGGUUCUUGCUAAAUGAAAUAGGAAAUCCAUACUACAUUCAAGAUAUUUUACCAGGGGAUUUUUCAUCCACCAGCAGUAGUACAACAAGCUCAUCACCUAAUCAACAGCAGGACGAGUUGAUUCAGUACUUUAUGAUCCAAAUUCAGCCUUAUUUUCCCAUCUUUGUACCUACCUAUUUUAAUAGACUCUAUCUUGCAAAUGAGAUACCUCAUAUACUUAUUUACGCUAUCUGUGGGCUAUCCUUAUUCUAUCAACGAGAGGACGGGGAAGAAUAUAUUCAGAGAGCGAUGAUCAUGUUGGAUGAAGCUAUAGGAAAACCUUCGAUCAUGAUUAUUCAGACUCUCUUGAUCCUUUUAAAAUAUUCAGAAACAGACCACGAAAAGAGCAAGAGUCUAUUAUCAAGAAUCACAGAGCUAUGCAAAAUGCUGGAUCUAAAACGACUAGUCUAUCAACAAGAUAACGAUAGUAACGGUAGUGCAGAGGCUCUGGAGACAAGGAAAAGAACCUUUUAUAUGGUAUUAAGAUACAAUGUCCUUUUAUGUAUGGAACAAAAUUUGGAAAUUGAUAGUUAUUUCAUAAAGGAUACAGCUGCACUCAGGACGAGUGAUGAUUUCGUAUUUGAUUCUUCAGUGAUUACUUUAUCCAACAUUUACCAGCACUUACGCAGAAUUACAAAAAGACAGGACGCUCAACAGGAUAGUAGGAAUAAUCAGCAGGUCGUUGAAGAAAGUCUAUUUAUUAUGCAGCUGCAGCUGAUGAUAGAUAAGGAUUUCAUUCAAUUGCCUCCUAUCCAUCAAAAAUUAAAGUUCCCCGCAGGCGAAUUGCCCUUGAAUAUCAACGCAAUAACAAGGCUUUCCCAUAUUUAUCACCAUUUAAACAUAAUCCUACUCCAUUUCCACUACUCAAAAUAUCCAUUACCUCAGCCAUCGUCCAUUAAUAACGAUAUCAUUCAAUACCCUCAUCGAGACCUAUCCUUGGCAUCUUCGUCUAUCUUGAUCAGACUAUUGGAAGGCAUGCUGGCUGAGAAUAUCUAUAAAUUUAUUCCACGAGGUGUUCACUUUCUACUGUACUGCAGUCACUUGGCUUCAACAGUCAUCCAGCAACUGGAUUAUAUGAACCACUUUGAUGAAUAUCAACGAUCGCUAAAUCUUAUCCAGCGUAUCACCUGUGCCAAACAACAAAGGCGGUUUAGUCAAAUCCCAGCUUCUUUACUUCAACUUUCAUCUGCGGACGUAUCAAAUUUAUCGAUUCAAUCACAACCUCAACCACAAUCACAAUCACAAUCGCAGCCGCAACCACCACAAUCACAGUCUCAACAACAACAACAACAACAACAGCAACAUCAGCCACUUCACAAUCUUCAUGCGGCUCCUCUACAGCUUAACACAAAGAAAUCACUGCGUACGACCUCUUGUGUUGACCUCAGGUCCGUCCAACGACUUCACUCUCAGCAACAACCCACACCCAACUUUACCCAACAUCGUAAGCCGGUCGCCUCGGUCAUUUCGUCUAGUACGACAUCGACAAACCCUGCUCCUUAUCGCCACGCUUCGUCUCCAACACUCAAGGGCCACCCUUCGCCUCCUGGUAUACCUUACCCUGUGGUCCACGAAAUUAUACCUCAAACUACCCAAUCAUCGCUUCUUCGACAACCAGGCAAGAUGCGAGUUCUCAGAAAGAGUUCGUCCUUACAUGGUCUAUCUAAUACUUAUCGACAACAGCAACAACUGUACCAUCAACAACAAUUACUACAGCAACAACAACAACAACAACAGCCAAUGAUGCCCAUGUUUCAACAUCCAUCACCUCUUGAUCUACAUCGACCUUAUCAACCAACACUCUUGGAUUAUCAAGAUGUCAAAAUGGGGUCCAAUGAACUCAUGGAUGAUUUUUCGCUUCAGCCUACUGAUUUUAAUUUUCUUAGUCAUCAAAUGUUUAAUGAUGAAAGAACAGAGGGGCAUCCUCUACUUUAA